Manihot esculenta (cassava) is the source of this 656-nucleotide messenger RNA. RefSeq names its product probable protein S-acyltransferase 7. Gene Ontology annotation, molecular function: protein-cysteine S-palmitoyltransferase activity. Gene Ontology annotation, biological process: peptidyl-L-cysteine S-palmitoylation; protein targeting to membrane. NCBI's taxonomy places the organism in Eukaryota, Viridiplantae, Streptophyta, Magnoliopsida, Malpighiales, Euphorbiaceae. The transcript is spliced from 4 exons. The record is from RefSeq and is a predicted model, not a curated record. Bases 173 to 565 code for a protein of 130 amino acids. Gene Ontology annotation, cellular component: endoplasmic reticulum; Golgi apparatus.
AGCUAUUUUGCUUAGGACUCUCAUCAACAAAACCAAUAUCUACCAUGGCUGUUGAUUAUUUUCCCAAGCAUUUGGUGUUCAACAUCUUGUUCAAAUUACCCGUUAGAAGUGUUGUUAGAUUCAGAUAUUAUUCCCGACAAUAGCUCGCUGCAUCUUUGUCGCUAGAAGACUGAUGGAUGAUUUUUCUGAUCACUUGGGAAUAUCAAUAAUGGCUGUUGCUGUUGUAUUCACUGUAUAUGAUUUAGUUCUUCUCCUCCUAACCUCUGGACGAGAUCCUGGCAUAAUUCCCCGCAAUGCACAUCCUCCAGAACCAGAAGGCUUUGAUGGAACUGCAGAUGUUGGUGCUGGACAAACUCCACAGUUACGUUUGCCACGCAUUAAGGAGGUAGAGGUCAAUGGAGCAGUUGUGAAGAUCAAGUAUUGUGAUACUUGCAUGCUUUACAGACCUCCUCGCUGUUCACACUGUUCAAUAUGCAAUAACUGCGUAGAACGAUUUGACCAUCACUGUCCUUGGGUUGGACAAUGUAUUGGGCUGAGGAUGAUAAUUGCGUGGACACAAGCUUGAUUGAUUUGGUCUCAAAUAUUAUCCACAUCGUGUGACCAAUAGAUGUUUAAAAACUGGAUCAAUAUUAAUAUAUUAUAUGAGACUUUGUUCA